This is a messenger RNA of Lodderomyces theae, 1194 nucleotides long. RefSeq lists its product as uncharacterized. Bases 1 to 1194 code for a protein of 397 amino acids. The record is from RefSeq and is a predicted model, not a curated record. The transcript has a single exon. NCBI's taxonomy places the organism in Eukaryota, Fungi, Ascomycota, Pichiomycetes, Serinales, Debaryomycetaceae.
AUGAAGCUUUACCACUUGCCAAUUGAGAUCCUUGCCAAAGUGCUCCCAAUACAAGAUCACUUGCUCAAAUUACCCGAAGGUACAAUUAUAUCCUGGCUUAACUUACUACCACAAAGACAGAGGUUCAUCCUUUUAGCUGAGAGUGGAAUUGGAGUGGGCGAGGAACACUUUGGACCUGGUGUUUUGUAUACGACGUUAUCAGGAAGAAAAUUUUAUGUAAGAAAGCUUUUGGGUAUCUAUUUUUAUAUCAAUGCAUUGAGAGAGAGGUUCGUACCUUUACUAUAUAUCAAUUUUGGCGGCACUUUGAAAUUUAAGUACCAGAGAAACAUGAUCGUAUUUAGCUUUGAUCAAGUGAAGGACCUCAUGAUGGAGUAUUACUGCAUUCUCCCAUUUUUGAAGACCUGUGCGGGCCCUGACGGCAGUAUAGUCCUUGGAAGCAUCCCAUUUUUAACAGUUGGGGAAGAGUUUUUGUGGCAGCGUCUGGCAGUCUUCUCUGCACCAUCAUUAAAUGACGAAUUGGACAAGCUUCACUCUCAAAUUUUAUUGGGAGGUGAUAUUGUUGCUGAAACGAUGAAAUUAAUACGAAGCUAUACUCUCAUAAAUUUAGUGGAGGUAGAAUUAAAUUUAACAGUGCAAGAGUAUGUGGAAUUUAAACACAAUAUUGCUAGAUUCGACUCUGCCCUUUUGCUACGUCCGAUAAAGUUAUGGGUGGACUUGACUUUUGAUGACGUUUCCGUACAAAAAUUGCAAGGAAACAACGCCGAGAAUGAGAUUGGUGAAGAUUUUCCAAUCGGAUGGAUAACUGAAGUUUUCAUGAUUACAUUUGUUAAGUCAUUUGUCCUACAUUAUCAACAUAUAACCAGCAGAUUUUCAAAAAUCCCAGACCUACUAGGUAGAAUGCCACUACUCGAACAAGUUGUUCUAAGUUUUGGAGAAUUGGAUAUUGAAAAUGUUUCAAAAUUGAUGAAAAAGAGACAACCAUGUCGCAUUCAGAUUAAUGUGUCACUAGGAUGCUACUUGGUACAUCUCGACCAGAUACGUAAGGAGCAGUGGCGAAUCCGUCUAAUAGAUGACUAUGCAUUACUAGAGUAUACCAAAGACAAGUCACGACGGGCAGAUACAUUGAAGUGGAUGAAGGUGAAAGUGAAACGAUUCAAAAAGCACGGAUUCGCAUUUAAUCGGAAGCAAAGGUGA